CGCUGCAUGAUUACAUUGGCUUUCUUUCCUGCCCGAGCCCAGACGUGUGUUAACGUUGAAGUGGGGGUAGCUAUAGUUGGAGACACUAAAUUGACCCGUAAGCAGUGCAACAUUGGCUGUAAAGGUCUUGUCCUAGAAACUACAUAUUUGAGUGCAUAGGAAGCUGUAUAUUUUAACACAUUCAAAAAUGUCUUGGCAAAGCUACGUGGAUAACCUGAUGGCCGACGGCAGCUGUCAGGAUUCCGCCAUUGUUGGGUAUACGGACGCCAAAUACGUUUGGGCAGCACAUGCCGGUGGUACUUUUAGCAACAUAACGCCUCAAGAAAUUGAUGUCCUCAUUGGAAAGGACAGGACUAGUUUCUUCACCAACGGCAUGGCCUUGGGUUCAAAGAAGUGCUCGGUCAUCAGAGACAGUCUCCAUUUUGAAGGGGACUGGACAAUGGACAUCAGGACAAAGAGUCAAGGAGGAGAGCCAACAUACAACAUUACUGUAGGCAAAGCUGGCAAAGCAUUAGUUUUAGUCAUGGGAAAGGAAGGGGUCCAUGGCGGACAGCUCAACAAGAAAGCAUUUACCAUGGCUGAGUACUUGAGGAAGUCUGGAACUUGAAGCAGCCUCUACCCAUCAUCUUACUCACCUCCAUUGUGUUGACAGUACUUUGAGGAUUAGUUAGCAGACACAUUGGUACUCUUCCCCAGUUCCAUUUUUAUGUACACCCUUUGUUUUAUUUUUUGUUAAUUCAUGUUUUUUUUGUCCCUUUUCCUCACCAUUCUUUCUCAGAGCAUUAACACUAUGUAUCCUAUUUCUGACACUAAAGUAAGAGCAUGUUCAUCAACAAUGGUUGAAAUGUAUAUUUACCAUAAGGGGAAUGUGCAAAGAAAUUCAUAAAAAUAUAAUAAAAUGUGUACCAAAUUUGGACUUAGCUUGUAUAAACAAAUACUUAGCAAUUGGAAAAUGACAGGAGGAAGCACACCUUAAAUGGCGGCAUCAUUCGAUGGUGCAGACAGUUUUGCAUAGGAAAAUGCCUUUUCAGAAUUUUGAAGCGAUAACCGUCUGGUGUGGUCUCCUUUCCUCAGCAUGUCAGGGUUGGAAAGUUGCAUGCAUAUCUUUUAGUAUACAGAAUUUCUCUUUCCUUGCCUUUCCCAAACCAUUAUAUUCCAUCCAGAAAUGUUAUUUUAAUUCAGUCCUCCUUGAAUUGUCAUUUGAUACAUACAUCAUUAAGGUAAAGAUUUCCUCCAUCAUAGUCCUCUAAGCAUACUUUGAAACCCCUCAGCUGAAUCAGCCCACUAUUUAGGUUUUUCAUUUUUUCUUUAGGUUGCAUUAUCUUCCAUCAAAUGCUUUUGCUGUUGUAACUUGAAUGUGGUCUUACAAGUCAUUGAUGUGGUGUUGGAAUAUUGUUUGAGCGUAAUGGCAGAUAAGAUCAGCAUUGCUGAGUAAAAAAAAAAAUAUUCCUCCCAUGAACCUUCAAUAUGUCUUAAAGUGGACAUUCCAUCUUUGCAAUAGCUCAGGCACAUAUCUAGGAUAUGCCAGCUCCUGCAAUUGUAUUUUGCGCUGCUGACAUUGCGCAGUGUAUCGUCCCUACAAACCAUGUUUUGGCAAGUUUUUAUUUUCCAUAGGACCAAUUGUCUGUCAGGGUGAUUUUCAGAAUAGCUUCAAACCAUUGUGAAAGAUUGUUGGCCUCAUUUGUCAGUCAUUAGACACUAUACUUCAGAUGGCUUUAAAACACUUACUGCUUCUUUAGAUUACUUAGAAACUAAUUGAUUUACUGCUAAUUUGUUAACUGAUGAAAUUGCAGUCUCACUUGACAACUGGUAAUGAGUGUAUUCUUAGUGAAUGACUGUAAACCCAAGCUCUGCUGGGCAAAACUCUUUGAAUGAGUUGCCUUGGGCUCUACUCAUCAAAGAUGUAUCAGCAACUGUUAGCACACUACUUAACAGUAUAUUAAAAACAACAUUGAAAGUGUUAAUGGUGUGAAAAGUGUUAAUUAAUGGAAAAUGGUGUUGGUUGGAAUAAGAACACUAGUGAGUUGUCUUGUGAAAACUUUCAAAGAAAACUAUCCUGUGCCAUAACGUAGAUCUGAUCUGUUGCUACUGUGAGUUAGAUUUUUAACUUCUGCCUCAGCAAGGACUAUGGCACUCUCCUCCGGUGAAGGCUUUGUGGAAUAUGUCCAGAACUACACAUUUCUCACUGAUUUGUGAUUUUUCUUUUCCCUAUGCAUUUGGAUUCAGUCAAAGUUAUUAAAUAUGCAUUUUGAUAAAUGUUUGGGGAAAAUGCCAUAAAUUGAUAAAUCACCUUGUUUACAGACAGAUCAAAUAAAAGUUAUUCCAACCAGAACUGUCAA
This is a messenger RNA of Salvelinus fontinalis (brook trout), 2339 nucleotides long. RefSeq names its product profilin-2-like. Gene Ontology annotation, biological process: regulation of actin filament polymerization; actin cytoskeleton organization; positive regulation of actin filament bundle assembly. NCBI's taxonomy places the organism in Eukaryota, Metazoa, Chordata, Actinopteri, Salmoniformes, Salmonidae. The transcript has 3 exons. The record is from RefSeq and is a predicted model, not a curated record. Gene Ontology annotation, cellular component: cytoplasm. The coding region runs from base 188 to 607 and encodes 139 amino acids. Gene Ontology annotation, molecular function: actin binding.